AUGGUAAGUUCCUUCUCUUUAGGGAAAAUUGGGAUCCAUGAUGAUGUGGGCUUGUCUCUGCCUAUCUCACUGGCAGAAAGCCUUAAAAAAACAAAACAAAAAAAACAACUUUGAGGAUACUUCAGGGGAGAGACAAGUCGCUGUUGCUUGCAAAAUCAGAGAUUGUGAUUCAAUAGGUGGGUACUGGUUUCGUGUUUCAAAUAGACAAAAAUGUGGCUAUGAAAUCCAGGAAGUGGGGGUUCAGACACUGGAUUGUGAGCACAAGCAACAGGCAGGGAUUCUUAAAUGCUUCUGUGCUUCAUCAGAUUUUUGUAUGUGACCACCCAUAGUUAAGAGUUAUUUUCUCCUAGAAUAUGUAAAGUGAUAAAGUAAAAUCGGUUAUUCAUCAUGCACAUCCUGUGCGAUGCAGAAUACAUGAUCAAGUCCUUGUUGAAUCAAAGUUAUGCUGCUAACAAAUUUAGGUUCUAGUGAUAAUGUUAUUUACUGGAGCUUUAUUCCUCCUCGCUUGGAAGUGGCUUCAGCUAUCAAAGGGCUUUCAGGAUUGGGAAAUGCUGCCCAAUAGAAAUCAAUCACUAUUAAAAUUGCAGCUGACCAGAUGUGAAAUCUGCCCAGUUUUAGGCCUACCAUCAGGUUACAUUAUAUGGAUGCUCUUUCUUUUAUACCUUGAUCUUAAAAUGCAUGACAUAAGCAAAUUCAACUAGAAUAAAAAGGAACAACUUCAUCACCUCCUGGCAAAUAGAAGGGGAAGAAAUGGAGGCAGUGAGAGAUUUUACUUUCUUGGGCUCCAUGAUCACUGCAGAUGGUGACAGCAGUCACGAAAUUAAAAGACACCUGCUUCUUGGGAGAAAAGCAAUGACAAACCUAGACAGCAUCUUAAAAAGCAGAGACAUCACCUUACCAACAAAGGUCCGUAUAGUUAAAGCCAUGGUUUUCCCAGUAGUGAUGUAUGGAAGUGAGAGCUGGACCAUAAAGAAGGCUGAUCGCCGAAGAAUUGAUGCUUUUGAAUUAUGGUGCUGGAGGAGACUCUUGAGAGUCCCAUGGACUGCAAGAAGAUCAAACCUAUCCAUUCUUAAGGAAAUCAGCCCUGAGUGUUCACUGGAAGGACAGGUUCUGAAGCUGAGGCUCCAAUACUUUGGUCACCUCAUGAGAAGAGAAGACUCCCUGGAAAAGACCCUGAUGUUGGGAAAGAUUGAGGGCACAAGGAGAAGGGGACGACAGAGGACGAGAUGGUUGGACAGUGUUCCCGAAGCUAUCAGCAUGAGUUUGACCAAAGUGUGGGAGGCAGUGGAAGACAGGAGUGCCUGGCGUGCUCUGGUCCAUGGGGUCAUGAAGAGUCGGACACGACUAAACAACAUGUUAGCCACAUACAAAAUUGCUUAGAAAUCAAGCAGAAAUUGGGCCAUGGGCUGUUAAAAAGUGGAUAGUUUUUGAUUUAAUGAACAUCACUUCUGAGUAAGAUUGUUGUUAGAGCUUUCUCAUUAGAGCACAGAGCAGUGCAUGGAAGGUUAGCCUUGUUGCACUUCUGACAUUCUUUCCCACAGCCACAAGGGAGCAGAUCAAAGCAAGUUAGGGAGGCAUGAUUUGUUUAUCCUGCCUUUAUUCAAGGACUCUUCAUGCUUACUCCCUGCCUGGAUUUCUCUACCAUGUAACUCUGGCUGUGUGCUACCUCCGAAUUGUUUUGUUUAUUCAGGUUGGUCCAUCCAGUCUCAUUUCUAUCAUGUUCAGAGGCAGAAACACUGUUCAGUUACAGGUAUGGGUUUGUUGUUAAGGGUAUUCUAAUGGGACUGUGAAGUCGUGGGUCCAUUUCCAAAGAGGCUCUGUUGUAACCUGCAUUUGUGAUGUGGAUGGUUAGCUUGUUCUAGCUAACGUGGCUUUAGGAGGCCCCGGCAUCAACAACCAAACGAAUGAACAGGUGCAGCAGUCACAAACACAUGGAUACACAUGCUGCUUGGGAGAUGUCUGUUCCAAUCGGACUGAUGUUGCAUGCACAACCCUGUAAGAAAGGCCUCCUAGACAGGUUGCCUCUAAUGUCAAGGACUUAUCUUUGUCCCCUUAAUGUGUAACAUCUAUGAACAGGACGAAUUUGGACAAAAAAUGGGGGAGGAGUGGCAGGUACAAGACACAUUCUUGAAAUUUCAUGUGAUAGAGAGUCCCAAGUGUUCUGCCGUUCUUCAAUAGUUUCAUCAUAAGGCCCACACAGUAGCAAUGAUCUGAUACACAACGAAUACAUUGAAAAGUAUUGCUGUAUAUCUGAAGUUGAGACAAACACCAGCUUAGAUCAGAUGGAUGUUGCCUAGGAAGUAUGAAGAUGAGUUUGUGAUCAUGGUUGGGAAGGUGGUUGGACCCAAGCCUUGGUACAAGGAAUAGUAACGGUAGGAAAUGCAAGCUUAUUUUCCCAAACAACCCAUGUAGCAUGCAUAAGAAGACCACCCUAAAUCCCAGUGGCAAUUUUAUACAUGCUGUUGCACCCUGCCUAUGGUAACUUUAAGAAACAGGAAAUUAGCUACUUUGAGGUUUCAAGCAUGUUUUGAAGACCGAAGACAUAGUAGCCAUUGGUUUCAAUACUGGGCAAUUGUGAUGGCAAAAAUACUGUGCUUGGCACAUGCGCUUUCUGUGAGAAUGUUUCCUUGUGUAUCUGGAUGCGUUAAUGGAACUAUCUCAUACAUAUACCAUUUUUUGUUUUUGCAUUUGACCAUAUAAUUAUGCAUGCUGGAUCCCACUUUAUCUGAAACAUAAGGCUAGAUUAUCAACAUAGCAUUUGCAAGUUGCCAAAGAACUUGGAAAGCUUUAGAAGAGAGUGAAUUUGUUCAUCCUCCAUAGAAAGGAAAUUGCAAACCCUUCUGCAGAUGAGACACAUUAAAAAAUUGGAGAAAAUUGGCCAAUGCCAUUUAAAUGUGUUCAUAAAAUAACAGCUGAUAGAAAGAACCAAACUAAAUUGAUGACAGUGCACAUCAUAACUAACUAACUAACUAACUAACUAACUAACUAACUAACUAACUAACUAACGUUAUUUGGUACCUCAACAGCUAAGGGGUCAAAGAAAGGAAUCAAGUUCACCUUAAUGAAAAAGAGAUGUAGAGCUCUUUUUGUAAAUGUGUUGGCUGCCAAAAAUGAGAUGAGAAUCUCAAUGAUAUGUUCAGACGUGAAGAAUCAUUUCCUGGACUUAGAAAAACAACAGCCUCAUCCACAUGGAAUGCUCUGCUGGAGCUUACUGAUGUACUGCUAAAAUUUGUCUGUUUACCAUCAUGUUACGUUACAGAAUAUGCUAUGAAUCCUGUUGGGAGGUUCAUCAUACUGCUCUACGACCAAACAAGCACCUGUGCUGAAGAACUCUGUGAAAAGUAUUCUGCCAACACAAGCUGCUUUCAAAGGCUCGCUCUUCCUUCCCCAAUAAGCUAUAGCUGGAAGUGACUGGAUAAUGGACUAAAUAUGAGAACGAUGUAAAACAAAAACACCAUCUGAACAUCAGUGUUUGCUAAAUAAUCUGCUUAUGAUGGCUCAGCUGUUGGUUGCAAAGCACUGGAAGAAAUCAAGCUUUCCUUUUAUGGAUAUGUGGCUUCAAAGUUUGGUCUCAACAAAGAUUAGCCACUUUUAAAGACUGGGACAGUGGAAAAUCCACACAGAUAAAUAAUUGGAUACCUUCUGUAUUAUAUUGGAAUGGAAUUAAAAUGUGAAUUACAUCAAGACACACUGAAUAUUGUAUAAAUUCAUUAUUUUAUGAAAAUACUAACAAUUGUUAAAUAUAUAGAGAAAUUAUUUGAAAAAUUCAGAAAUGCUACUUUUUGCAUUCGGACAAAAUCUUAAGGGCUUUUUGAGGUAAUAACACAUACAAAAAAAAUAAAGAAUCUGCUUACUUCUGUUAGCCUCUAGCCAGCACCAGGGGGCCAUGAUGGUUAGGGAUGUAAGGGCCUUGUGCCAUUUUUUUACUUUAAAAAUACAGGUAACUUGCAGCUUAUGCACAUUUAACUUUAGUGCAUUCAGCUUUACAUGGUUGGCAAAACAAGUUAGAAAGGGGGCGAUUGUCUGGGGGGAAAGACUUUGGCAAUCCCACCUACCCACUGUGUUUUGACGAUAUGCUAUUUUGGCUUUACGCACUAUCCCCAGAACGUAACCCCUGUGUAAGUUGAGAAUGGUUUGUAAAUAAAUCUGAGAAUAUUUCAGCCCACAGAGCAGUUUCUUACCCACUCAGCCACAGCAGCAGAUAGAAAUCAGGCAUAUGGGACAUUUGUCUUCCAUCAAGCAGUAAACCUAUACAGUGGCAUAUGAGUUACAGGAGACUUAGCAUAGUGCAACUGCUCAGGUUUUGCAUGACGUCCAGCCCCACUCUCAACCAUAAUGCAUUCAGACCAGUGUUUGCACAAUUUGUGUACAAGCAAAAGGUAAAGGUAAAUGACCCUGGUCAGUUAAGUCCAGUCAAAAGCGACUAUAGGGGACGGCCCUCAGGUCAGCUUUUCAGGUCAGCUUUCCAGGUCAUGUGGCCAGCAUGACUAAACCGCUUGUGGAAGCUGGAGCACACGGAAACGCCGUUUACCUUUUCACCGCAGCGGUACCUAUUUAUCUACUUACACUAGUGUGCUUUUGAACUGCUAGGUUGGUAGAAAGCUGGGACCGAGCAAUGGGAGCUCACCCUGUUGCACGGAUUCGAACUGCCAACCGUCCAGUCGGCAAGCCCAAGAGGCUCAGUGGUUUAGACCACAGUGCCACCCACAUCCCUAUGUACAAAUUGUGUACAUAAAUGGGACUCCAGCAAAAAGCAGGGCUAUCCACGUUCCUCAAUUAUUUUCUCGGCUCUUUUCCUUUCCCUACACUUCCUUUAGGAUACUGUUUCUUUGUUUAUACAUUACCUACAUUUACUUAAUCCUCUUGAACUCUUAUUUUAGAUUACCUGCCUCCCAGUACCUCUUCCCAGUCUAUCCAAAUUAAUAAAUGGUAGAUUUAAAAGUCUUUUUGUGUGUGUUAGCAUGUCCCCACCCCAGCCUAGCUUUCUUUGAUCCAAAUGUUUAACACUGCUGGUCUCUUCUUUUAAACAGAUAUCAUUUCUAAUCAAGGACUGUGGACCUGAAGAAACUAAGUGUAAGUAGCUUCUGUUUUCUGAGUACUCUGUUUCCCUGUGCUUGUGGAGUAGCACAUUAUUUUGUCUCAAAAAUGCCAAGCUGCGGAAAACCGGGAUGCCUGUCUUCUGGAUCCACGUUGUUGUGUGAAUCAUGUGACCCACAUGAGAACAUGCCGCCCCCCCCCAAAAAAAACAGGAUGUCCUGAUUUAAUUGGGACAGUUAAGGGGUAUGCAAGCCAGCAAAAACUAGCCAAGAUUAGAUAGUGGCAUGCUACUUACUGGUAGCAAUGAACAGAAAGAGACGCCUGGUUUGCACUAGAACUUUCAAACUGGGCUGCUUAUGUUCCUUUUGUUAUUUUUCUGUGCACGUUCAUCUAGAAGGCCCACAUAACUCAGUUAAAUUACUGAACUUACAUAUGUAGAAUCUCAAGUUGCAAGAGAAAAGAUAGCAACACACCUUUUGGGGUGGUUUGCUAUGGUCUGAAUUCUAAAAGAAAGAUUCAGCCCAACUGUCAGGCAUAAACAGAAAUAGCACAGGAUGUGGGUGCACAGGGUCAUUUUACGACGUGAAAAUGUACAUAAUUUUGCAUUGCCUUGUUACCACACACUGUAUCUUCAAUAAAGUUUGGCAGUCAUUUUGCUUGAAUGUGUAUUUUUGUCAAACUCCCACAAGACUGGCCAGGCAGGUCUUACAGUCUCACUCUUAAUCAUGGCUCCUCACACAUUCAAAUUCACAUUAAAAAAACAACAACCCACAUUCUGUCUACCUCCAGCUUUAUUUCAUCCAAUAUAUCAGUUUCCUGGUAUUUGUUUUUUGUUGAUUUAUUUUCUGGCCUGAAACAGAACUACAGUAUAUGCAAUUAUAUUCUACAACAAUUCUUUGAUUGUUACUUCUGGUUUGGUAGCCUAGAGGUCUUCCUUCUCUGCCUCUCCUUUUCUGUAUCCAAUUGUAGUCCCAGAAUAAAAAGACAGACUCUUGUCAAAAGCUGUAGCCCACCAGCCAUAUUUGGGCGUUUGGUUCCACCUGACUAUUUUGUUGCAAUCCAAUUGUGACUGGGAACAACUCCCCCUCGUUACUGUGCUAUGUGAUGCUUUCAAAUGAGCAUCCUUAUUCAUUCUGCAGUCCCUAAGCCCUCUGACCAGGCUUUGUUUGGAGGUGUCAGGGAGGGAAGUGUUCUUUUUCUGCUCUUAUAUGUAGUCUGCUGUACUGCAGUUCUGUAGUCACCUGAUUUUGAUUUAUGAGAGUAGCAUUUCUAAGCUGGUAAUAAGUAGACCAUUUAUACUAUUCCUGAAGUCAGGGUGAGCCUGCCUCAUUAAUUAUUGUUCUGAGAAUGGGUUACAUAAGUCAUGUACAGGCAGGGAUGUUGCCAGAGGGGAAGGCAGAACUACUCAGGUGCUCAUGAAUUCAGCAAGCCACCAUCUGGUUUUGGCAGUCUAGCGGGUUGGAAUCUCCUUAAAAGUGCAGCACAACUUACAUUAAUUGUAGCAAAUCCUAUGUAAAAAUUGAUGGGGAUAUCCUAGUAAAUCCCUACAAGUGGGCAUGCCGUUCACAUUCUGCUCUAUUCCAUGUUUCUCCUAUGCUUUCCAGUCUAAGAUACAAACAUAUACAAAUGUGCUUGGAGCAGCUUGAUUUUCUCUCAUUCCACUGCCAUUUACCUGGGAGCGAACACCCUUAAACUCAAUUGGACUUACAUCUGAGUAAACACGGUUAGGAAUGUGCUGCUAGACUGCAAAUCAUUUGGAAGAGAAGUAGUGCUUCCCUGAGUUUAAAUAAACUUUGACAUAGAAUCACAGAACUAGUCCAACCCCCUGCAAUGCAGGUAUCUCAACUAAAGCAUCCAUGACAGAUGGCCAUCCAACCUCUGCUUGAAAACCUCCAAAAAAGGAGAGUCUGCCACCUUCCAAGGAAGUCUGUUCCACUGUCAAACAGUUCUUACUUUCAGAAAGUUCUUCCUGAUAUUUAGUCAGAAUCUCAUUUCUUGUAACUUGAAGCCAUUGGUUUGGGUCCUACUCUCUAGAGCAGGAGAAAACAAGCUUGCUCUACACCCAACUCCCUCAACUAUUCCUCAUAGGUUGGUUUCCAGACCCUUGAUCAUCUUGGUCACCCUCCUCUGCACACAUUCCAGCUUGUCAAUAUCCUUCUUAAAUUGUAGUGCCCAGAGCUGGACACAGUACUCAGCUGUGGUCUACCAUUACCUCCCUUGAUCAGGACACUAUAUCUGGGCAUAAAGUUAUAAUUAAAAAAUGGGAACUAACAAAAUUACUUGGCACAAAUGACAAGGGUAAGUAAUAGCGGUAUGUUGGUGCACUUCUAAUUAACAAAUUCUGGGCAAUUUAAAUCCACACAUGCAUAUUGUACCUUCCUGCUGACAAGCAGGAGCCACUUCAUAUAGUAAGUAAUUAACAGCAAGCCUGGGAAUUGAUGCACUAUUUCUAAACUGAUUUCAUCUUGCCAAAUAGGUACUCACAAGAACAGCUUCUCACAUAAAGAUUUGCAGUUGAAUAAUCCCUGCAAUAGUUGUGGCAACCAAGGCUUUGUACACAUGCCAGUUUUAAGUGGAUUUCAUGCAUCGCUCGUGGGUAUGUUUUCGUGUUGUCCACAGAAUGUUGUCCUCGUCCAAGUGAGAUGGUAG
This is a messenger RNA of Podarcis lilfordi (Lilford's wall lizard), 7686 nucleotides long. The record is from the annotation of a GenBank genome assembly. NCBI's taxonomy places the organism in Eukaryota, Metazoa, Chordata, Lepidosauria, Squamata, Lacertidae.